GUCUAUGAUAUAGAAUAAUUAGAUGUACUUAUUCUAGAAAUUAUAAAUUGUAUUAAACUUGAUGAAAUGAGAAUAAUACAUCAAACAUAAAAACAUGCUAUUUGCUUGUUAGAACAUCAAUAAUAUAGUAAAUUUCGUUACGAGGUAAUACUUCAAUAGAUGUAUUAUAAAAUGCAUCCUAAAUUAAGGUGAAAUGGACAUUAAACUACGAACUGUAAAUGUUUCUACCGGCCGUUGAUUUCGCUAUCUACGAUGCUGGGUGCAUUGUUCUGUUGAUAGAAUGGAUGAGAGGAAAAGGCAGAGAGGUAUGUAUGUAACUGCCCGCCAAAAGAAGAAGCUCAUUGAAUUUGUAACGAAGCACCCACAAUUAAUAACUUGUAAAGUAACACAAGAAUUCAACUAUAGAGACUCACAGAAACUGUGGCAGACUAUUGCGCACGAGUGCAAUUCCAUCCCUGGGCCCGGCGCGCGCAAGACUUGGAGGCAGUGGAGAAAAACGUGGCAGGAUUUACGUUCAAAAACUAAGAGGAAAGCUGAAAUCAAUGGUGAAGUGCCAUCAUCUGCGAUGAUGCUCACACCAGCAGAACAGGAAGCUUUAGGUCUCAAAAACGUAUCAUCAACAACCAGCUAUCAAGAGACUACAGAAUUCGUCCAGAUGGAUCAGGACAAUUCAAUGGAUAACUACAAGAAUGAAAUGGAAUCAGCUAUUUCGUUCAGUGAACCAGAAUCUCCACCUGAAGUUAAAGUGUUUACUCCCACCACAGACAAUAAACGUAAAAUGAAAAGCUCAAAACGUAGUUCUAAGCAUUCUGAUAACUGUUUCGCCAAUUGUGAUCUGUUAGCUACUUCGGAGCAACGGAAAAUAGACUUAAAAGAGGACUAUUUUAAUUUCAAAAAGGAUUACUUGAGACAAAAACUAAAAUUAAUGAAAGAACAAACCGAGGCUCUGAAGAGUAUUGCUCGGGAACUAUCAAAGUGAUAUUUAAAUUAAUUCGUAAUGGACAAUUAAUGAAACUUAAAUUUAAU
Messenger RNA from Achroia grisella, 1026 nucleotides. RefSeq lists its product as uncharacterized. Bases 281 to 979 code for a protein of 232 amino acids. The record is from RefSeq and is a predicted model, not a curated record. Lineage: Eukaryota; Metazoa; Arthropoda; Insecta; Lepidoptera; Pyralidae. The transcript has 2 exons. Gene Ontology annotation, cellular component: nucleus.